AUGUGCAGCGCCUUUAGCGAGGUGGUUGCCGCCAGGCGCAAGGCAGCCGCGAGGGACAAGAACAGGAACAAGGAGUACUUGUUCGGCGUUAUAAGCCCUGACGAUGUCGAGUGGGCGAAGAACGCCCUCGACGAUAGCGUCCAGGUCAAGCGGUACACGGCCAGGGAGGUGGACCAAGACAGGGUCUCGACCGUAGAAUCGGAAACCGUCCCAGCACUCGACGGCCUUAGUGACGAGUGUGUGCAGACCAAACACACAAGCAUAAAGGACCUAAUCGAAAAUGUGCAGCAGCUUAGCCUCAAACUUGGAGCGGAGGGGAGGCAGCGCGAGUCACUGGAGCAACAGGUGGAGCAGCUCAGAGAACAGAACAGACAGCUCAUGUCGCAGAUGGAGGCCUCCGAGAGUAACGCAGAAGCGGCGAACGCGUAUGCAGCUGCGCUGGAGGCGAUAAAAGCACUCGAUGUCAAGGACUUCGGACAGAACUGUGAGCAGAUCAUGGACGCAAUAUAUUCAGUGAUAUGCGAUGCAUUCGGGCCUGACAACAACUUGGCACUGCUGUUCGAGGAAAUGGCCGACAUUUACCUCAAGGCGGAGUCCAAGCACGAGCUUGAGAUACAGGCGAUGCAGAAGCAGAUCGACUUCCUCACACAGUUCGAGAACGUCAUCAAGGGAGAGGUGAAACCCAACGCGAAGACGCUUGAUUCGCUCGUGGAGCAGCUUAAAGCUACCAAGGAGGAGUCGGCUGCCGAAAUAACAGCGUUGCGCAAGCAAGUCGAGUACCUGAAGUCAGAAAACCAGCGCCUGCAGAAGCAGAAGAAAGCGCUGGAACAGGGCUUCGAGACGGAAAAGCAGGAACUCAACGUCGUGGUCAGGGGGCACCAGGACAGGUACAAUCAAAUGCUGCAGGACCAGGCGCAGCUUUUAUCGCAGCUGCCGCUACUCAAGCUGACCCCGACUGACCGGCCUGCGGAGGACGGGGUACUGCGGCAAUCGGGGACGAACACGCUGGAGGCGCUUGUGAGUGCCUUAUACCGCAAGGACUCUGAAACACAAAAGCUGGUCAAGAGAAAGGACGACGUGAUACAACAGCAGCAAAGCACAAUCAACAAACUGGAAGCGCGCCUCAAGGAGUGGGAGGCAGACGCCAUACUGUGGCUCGAUUACGUCAACCAAAGCAGCGCGAAAAAGAAGGGAAUGCUCAAAGAGAAUUAG
Messenger RNA from Babesia ovata, 1212 nucleotides. Its product is annotated as leucine-rich repeat, putative. The transcript is spliced from 2 exons. Bases 1 to 1212 code for a protein of 403 amino acids. The record is from RefSeq and is a predicted model, not a curated record. NCBI's taxonomy places the organism in Eukaryota, Apicomplexa, Aconoidasida, Piroplasmida, Babesiidae.